Messenger RNA from Plasmopara halstedii, 918 nucleotides. Its product is annotated as Regulator of chromosome condensation 1/beta-lactamase-inhibitor protein II. Lineage: Eukaryota; Oomycota; Peronosporomycetes; Peronosporales; Peronosporaceae. The coding region runs from base 1 to 918 and encodes 305 amino acids. The record is from RefSeq and is a predicted model, not a curated record. The transcript has 4 exons.
AUGCUACUACCAUUGCUAAACGUAUUGCUUGUGACAACAGCUGCUGAUUCGUAUGAUGCUGCAGUGGAAGACUUGGCCACUUCAGCCGUCUUUGUUUCUCUAGAUAUCGAUGAGACCAGCAUCGCCGCCGGCAUUGAGCAUUCGUGCGCAAUUUAUACGCAGUCAUACGACGACGUGGGCGGCCGUGUGGUUUGCUGGGGUGUCAACAAUGGUGGACAAAGCUCACCGCCAGCCGGUAAAUUUAUUCAAGUCAGUAGUGGUCGACUGCAUUCGUGUGGUAUUCGUAUAGAUGAGACAGUCGAAUGCUGGGGCUCAGGUGCACCAGUGGUAAAACCUGAGGGAAUGUUCGAGCAAGUCAGCAGUGGUGACUUUCACUCAUGUGGUAUAAUGAAGGAUCAGACAGUGCAUUGCUGGGGCACAGCUGUGGGAGGCAUCUCGAACCCCCCGAGUGGUAAAUUCGUGCAAGUAAGCUGCGGCAAAGACUUUUCUUGUGCAAUCGCUAUAGAUGGUAGGGUGAUAUGCUGGGGUGAGAACGGAUAUGGACAGCUCAAUGUAGAUCCAAACACUCGCUUCCGACAAAUUUCGGCGUCGCCAGGUGACUUUGUUUGUGGUGUUACCGAGGACAAUACGUUGUCAUGCUGGGGGGAUAAUCAUCGCAACCAGGCGAGUCCACCAAGAGACUUGAAAUUCACAUUAGUGAGUACCAGUCGGCUUGCCGCAUGUGGACUGAAGAUGGACAAGACCGUGGUAUGCUGGGGUAUGCGCUCAGGUGUAACUGCAGCACCAACAGAUGUGCAAUUUGAUGAACUUAGCUUGGGCUGGAAUCACGGUUGCGCCAUUCGUUUUGACGAUGGCGGCGUUCAGUGCUGGGGGGAUCGCGGAAGCAACCGUUUAGAAAUUCCUGGUGAACUUUUAUGA